Messenger RNA from Hevea brasiliensis (rubber tree), 1372 nucleotides. Its product is annotated as floral homeotic protein AGAMOUS. NCBI's taxonomy places the organism in Eukaryota, Viridiplantae, Streptophyta, Magnoliopsida, Malpighiales, Euphorbiaceae. Gene Ontology annotation, biological process: positive regulation of transcription by RNA polymerase II. Gene Ontology annotation, molecular function: protein dimerization activity; DNA-binding transcription factor activity, RNA polymerase II-specific; RNA polymerase II cis-regulatory region sequence-specific DNA binding. The record is from RefSeq and is a predicted model, not a curated record. The transcript has 9 exons. Gene Ontology annotation, cellular component: nucleus. The coding region runs from base 101 to 1039 and encodes 312 amino acids.
AAAAAUUAAACAAGACAAGAAAAAAUUGAAAGAGAGAGAGAUACACAGAGAUAUAGUAAAGUAGCUAGGAAGAAGUAUAUAUUGUGGUAGAUAAUAAUGGAUGAAGGGUCGUUUUUUCCUUUAUAAAUGCCCACCUCCUAGCACCCGCUUGCUUCCAUUUUGUGCAUCUCUCCAACUCAGAUUUUUAGAAACUAAGAACAGAGAAACCCACAAGCCAAAAGAAACAAAGAACCCUUUGUUUCUCUCCUCAAUUAGCAUCUCUACCCAUCACUUCAUUUAUUUAAUUCCUCCCAAGGAUCAGCUAGCAGCUGCCAUGGCAUACCAGAGCGAGUCCAGGGAGACUUCACCCCAGAGGAAAAUGGGUAGGGGUAAGAUCGAGAUCAAGCGGAUCGAAAACACCACAAAUCGUCAAGUUACUUUCUGCAAAAGGCGCAACGGUCUGCUCAAGAAAGCUUAUGAAUUAUCUGUUCUUUGUGAUGCUGAGGUUGCUCUUAUCGUCUUCUCUAGCCGUGGCCGCCUCUAUGAGUAUGCCAACAAUAGUGUUAAAUCUACAAUUGAGAAGUACAAGAAGGCAUGUGCAGAUUCAUCCAAUACUGGAUCUGUUUCUGAAGCUAAUGCUCAGUACUAUCAGCAAGAAGCUGCCAAGCUGCGUGGGCAAAUAAGCAAUUUGCAGAAGUCAAACAGGCAUAUGCUGGGUGAGUCGCUAGGAGCCUUAACAGUGAAAGAACUUAAGAGCUUGGAGAUACGACUAGAAAAAGGAAUCAGUAGAAUUCGGUCCAAAAAGAAUGAGCUGCUGUUUGCAGAAAUCGAGUAUAUGCAGAAAAGGGAAAUUGAUUUGCACAACAAUAACCAGAUUCUCCGAGCCAAGAUUGCUGAGAACGAAAGGAAGCAGCAGAACAUGAAUUUGAUGCCAGGUGGAGGUAACUAUGAGAUCAUGCAAUCUCAACCAUUCGAUAACAGGAACUAUUUUCAAGUGAAUGCAUUACAACCCGCUAAUCAUUAUCCACACCAAGACCAGAUGUCCCUUCAGUUAGUUUAAUAUGCUUCCAGGGGAUCCUUUAAUUCUAUUUUUCUAUGGAGAUAUCAGGUAUAUAUUUCACCUGCUGAAAGCUGCAAUUAUGCCCAAAUUUUCUAUCAGAAAUCAACUUUGUUGGCUAAUUAGCACUAUAUAUCCCACCAUGCAUAAUUGGCCUUGUGUAAUCCAACUCAAAACCUAUUAGUAUUGUUGUAAGAGAAGGAUUUAAUUUCUUUUCUGCAUGUUUAAAACUUAGAUUCUAUGACUAGUUUCAUUAACUUAUUUUAAUUUCUUGUCUCUUAUGCAAUAUAUAUAUAUCUGGUAUCUUCUUCUUGUAAUAUUAAUUCAUUUGUGGUA